Sarcophilus harrisii (Tasmanian devil) is the source of this 2660-nucleotide messenger RNA. RefSeq names its product PHD finger protein 13 (gene PHF13). NCBI's taxonomy places the organism in Eukaryota, Metazoa, Chordata, Mammalia, Dasyuromorphia, Dasyuridae. Bases 292 to 1158 code for a protein of 288 amino acids. Gene Ontology annotation, molecular function: chromatin binding. The transcript is spliced from 4 exons. Gene Ontology annotation, biological process: mitotic chromosome condensation. The record is from RefSeq and is a predicted model, not a curated record.
GCGGGAGCCCCCUUCUGCGGCCGGAGCCCGGGGCCCAGCGCCGGGCAGGGACUCGGCGUCACCUUUGCCUGACUUCCCUCGGGCCGGCACUUCUCACUUUUCCCAGCUUCCUGACCUACUUUCUUCCAUUUCCCCCGCACUUGAGGGCUCUGCAUCCCCUGCAAGUUCUGGGGCGGCCCCGGGCCAGCCCUUGGGGGGGGGCAGUGCCGGCUCCCCAUUCCCCCGCAGGUCGCGGCCUGGGCUGCCCCACGCUUGGGAAAAGUGAGGAUUGGACGGGAAGUGACAUUACAGAUGGAAUACUCCCCCAGUUACAAGAGGAGGCGAACUGUGGAGGAUUUCAACAAGUUUUGUACCUUUGUCUUGGCAUAUGCUGGUUACAUCCCUUAUCCAACAGAGGAGCCUCCUCUGAGGAGCAGCCCCAGCCCUGCCAAUAGCACGGCCGGGACCAUCGACAGCGACAGCUGGGAUGCCAGCUUUGCGGAUCUGCCCUCCUCCGUGGCCCUACCCGUUGCCGACCGCUGCUUUGGCCACUUGCAGCCCUCCCUCCUGCAGCGAGCCAAGCCCAGCAACUUCCUCAUGGACAGAAAGAAGACGGACAAGCUGAAGAAGAAGAAGAAGCGCAAGCGGAGGGAUGCGGAGAUGCCCAUGGAGGAGGAGUACAUGGGUGGCCUGCUGAAGCUGGAGCCGGCCGACACCUACGCCCCGAGGACGGCCAGCCCUGACCUGCAGGACAUCCCCGCGGCCAGCAGCGACCCCUGCUCGGGCUGGGAUUCCGACACCCGCUCCAGCGGCUCGUGUGCGGCGGCCACCCCAGAGGAGGUCAAGGAGAUUCAGACAGAAGGCAAACGGACUGUCAUACGGCAGGGCAAGCAGGUGGUGUUCCGGGACGAAGAUAGCACCGGGAACGAUGAGGACAUCAUGGUGGACUCGGACGAUGAUUCCUGGGACCUCGUCACCUGUUUCUGCAUGAAACCUUUUGCCGGGCGGCCGAUGAUUGAAUGUAACGAGUGCCACACCUGGAUUCACCUGUCCUGUGCAAAAAUCCGGAAAUCCAACGUCCCCGAAGUGUUUGUUUGCCAAAAGUGCCGGGACUCCAAGUUUGACAUCCGCCGCUCCAACCGCUCCCGAAUGGGAUCCCGGAAGCUCUUUCUGGACUGACUGGUUCGGGGCACGACUUCAAAGCAAGGAUUAGAAGGGCCGGUGUUCUUUGGGGUCACUUUUUCCGAAUCUGAGCACGGAACUGUUAGCGCACGUGAUGUAGCCAUCCUCGCCCUUCUGACAUCGAGGUGCCUAAGCAGAAGGACGGGUUGUCCGAGGUACAUACAAACUGUACAUAGCCGGUGAUGACGUAGAAUCUUUGUUGGCCAAAGCUGCUGCCGGGGCCCCAGGCUCCACAGCCAGAGCGGUCUCGGCACUGCUGUGUUGAGCUCAAAAUGAGGGUGUGUGGUGGUUGUGAGUCUUUUCCCCACUUUGGACCGCAGGGGUGGGGCUGGGGGGGUGAGGGUGGGGAUGGGGACAGUCCUCCCCGGAGGGAGGAAGACAUCUCUCUGGUUUCCAAGGAUUCAAUAAGUGAACAGCCAUACGUGUUAAGCUUCCCGAGUAUAAGUCUUUACCAUAAGUGUCUGUAUAGGUAGCCUAACGUUGCUCUUUCCUUAGCAAACAGUUCCCCAGCCUGCUGCCUCUGCCUGAGAAGGGGGGGCCAGUCAUCCUAGGUCGGUUGCAAGGGACUUCCUCUUGUCUUGCUUUGGGGAGACUGGGCCAGUGACUCCCCCUGCAGGACUCAGCUGCUCUCUGGUAGAUUGAGAGGAAUAGCACAGGGCUGCUUCUGUUGGGGCAGAGCCAGGAUGGUCUUUUAGAUGAAGGGGGCCUGAGUUCUUGAUACAAGUUCCCAUUUUGCACGAUGUUUAAAAAAAAAAAAAAGAUUUUUUUUUUCUUUUUUUUUUUCCUUUUUAAGAAUUUCUUGUUUCUUUUUCUUUUCUUUUUUUUUUUUUUAUUUGCACAAUCCAGCCAAACUGAGUUUGGCAUUUUUCCUGCCUGGUUUCCCCUUUGUCUUUGGGACAUGUUGGGCGGCAAAGCGGAGGUGUUCUCUUUAGAGUGAGUGGGAGCAGGCUGGUCCCCUCCUCCUUUCUUCCCCCAAAGAGUACCAACCCUCCCCAUGAUAUAGGCAGUUGUCACUGGAGAUUAGUAGUGGUCUUAUUUUAGUGAAAAGUGUCCUGAGCAAAGCCAGGGAUCCCUGUUUCCCAAAGGGCAGGUUGAGGAGUCUGCCUCUUAUACAGGGUGGAUUGCCUUUGGGCGUCCUCAGAGCAAGGGGAGAACUUCAAAAGCCCUUGGCUUCUCCAGUUGCUGAGAGUUGAUUGAGUACUGGCACUCAGGUAUUCUGUGGCAUUUGUGCAAGGUCCUGUUGUUAACCACUCCCCAGCCUCUGUAGCUUUAAAACUCCUGAUGUGAUCCACAGCAGGAAGAUCCUGAUUGUGUUUGGCUAUGGAAGGUCUGGGGAAUUUGGGGCUCUGCUCCAGGAUCACCCCCACUGCAGAACCACUGGCUGAUUCUGCUCCUUGGUUAACAAGAGAAGGACCUGAACUUUUUUUCUCCUUAAAUGACUAAGUUGACAAAUAACUGUAUGUAGCCGCUGUUCAAGGCCUUGUUUAAAAAAAAAAAAA